Molecule: messenger RNA, 543 nt
Organism: Plasmodium vinckei vinckei
Lineage: Eukaryota; Apicomplexa; Aconoidasida; Haemosporida; Plasmodiidae
Product: cell cycle regulator protein, putative
Exons: 6
Coding region: 1-543 (180 amino acids)
Biological process (GO): formation of translation preinitiation complex
Molecular function (GO): RNA binding
Source: RefSeq, a predicted model, not a curated record
AUGAAAGGAUUUUGUGUAGAUAAUAUUUCGUCGCAAAAUUUGAUGAAAUCCUCUGUACAAAGGAGUAUCAAAGCAACGAUAUUGAAGCAAUACCCUAAUUUGGAAAACUUUAUUGAUGAUAUAUUCCCUAAAAAGGAACCACUAUUUUUAGGAAAAUGUACAAACCAUGUAACUAUAAUAAUUGCAAACAAUGAAAUACUUUUUUUUCAAAUACGAAAUGGGCCAUGGAUACCAAACUUGAGACUAAUUCACACAUACCCAUUUUUAAUGCCACAAAUCCAGGUCGAUAAAGGUGCAAUAAAGCAUGUAUUAAGGGGGUCGAAUGUAAUGUGCCCUGGAGUAACAUCACCUGGUGGGAAGUUAGACGAUGUUGAAGCAAACACAGUUGUGCAAAUUAGAGCUGAAGAUAAAGAACAUGCUUGUGCAGUAGGAAUAACAACCAUGUCAACAAAAGAAAUAAUUGAAGUAAAUAAAAAUAUUUGCAUUGAAAAUAUUCACUACCUAAAUGAUGGAUUGUGGAACUGCAAAUUGAACGACAAAUGA